AUGUUUAUGAAUCAAAUUCCUUCUUUAAAAGAAUUGAUUUAUACUCCAUUAGAAAAUAUAAAAAUUUCUGAUGUUCCUAAAGUUAUAUUUUCUUAUCUACCUGGAGCAAAGAAUUGUUUAAAGGAUCUCAGGGUAUUCAAGUGUAAUUCAAAUAUUUGCUCAGAGUUUUUUUAUCAACUAUCACGAAUUUGUCACAAUAUACAAUUCUUGGAUAUAGAACUUGAAAGUGAGAUUACUAAUGGAUUAAUAGUAUUUUUAUCUGCUCAGCAAAAUUUGAAAUAUUUGAAAUUAAAAAAUAAUUUAGUAGAUUUGGAUUGGACAGCUAUCAUACCUUCAUUAAUAAAACACACUUAUACUUUAACUAAAUUCAAUUUAUGUGGAGAGGGUUAUUUACCUAUGUCAUUUAUGGCCUCAUUCAACAAUUUAAAAGAACUUGUUAUUAGAUGUUCUUCAGAUGGUGGUAAAGUAGAUUCAAUUGGAGAUUUUAAAGAAUUACAAUAUGUUACCUUUCCACAAUUAAAGAUCUUAAAAUUUUGUUAUGGACAUCCACAUAAAGUAUUUUUAAUAAACUUUUUAGAAAAUAAUGGAAAAAAUCUUGAAGAAUUUAGUGUAAUAGAAGAGGAUAAUUUUUUGAAAUUUAUUAUUGCAAAAUUUUGUCCAAAUCUUAAAAAACUCUUUAUUAUAUUCGAAAAGGAUGAUUUAAAAGGCUUGAAGUUAAUCUUUAAAAGUUGUAAACAAUUAGAAAGCAUGAAAUUUUGGUGUAGUGAUAAAGAACAUUUUUUGGAUAAAAAUGAAAUGUUAGAAGUUAUUAUAAAAUAUUCACCAAAGAAUUUUUAUGAAUUAAAAUUUUAUGGUAUCAAAUAUUUAAAUUUACUUUCAAAAGAUUUAGAAUUAUUUUUUAUUGGUUGGAAAAAUCGAGUAUCACAAAAUUUACUUUCUAUUAUCAUUCUUUUAAAUGUUAUUAGAAAACUAAGUAUUGAAAAAUUUGAUAAUGAAGAAUAA
Messenger RNA from Funneliformis caledonium, 1002 nucleotides. The record is from the annotation of a GenBank genome assembly. Lineage: Eukaryota; Fungi; Glomeromycota; Glomeromycetes; Glomerales; Glomeraceae.